AUGGGGUUUUUCAGACAGCUUUUCCUCCUCCUCUGGAAGAACGUCACAUAUCGCAGAAGGAACAAGAUCCAGCUAAUCAUUGAGCUCCUCUGGCCACUCUUCCUCUUUGUUAUCCUCAUCUCUGUUCGCCAUUCAAACCCUUCUUACAAGCAAGGCCAAUGCCACUUUCCAAACAAACCCCUGCCAUCAGCAGGCACCUUGCCUUGGGUUCAGGGCAUCAUCUGCAACAUCAACAACCCCUGCUUCCACACCCCAACACCAGGAGAGACACCGGGCCAAGUGGGAAACUUUGACAACUCCAUCCUGUCACGUCUUUUGUUGGAUGCUCAGACUGUUCUGUCCUAUGGUGCAAACCGGAGCUUCACUGGCUACCAGGACCUGAUGAAGAAUGCCCGGAUGCUGGGAGAAAGACUAGAAUCAUUGCCAAGUGUCCCGGUGAAAGAAUGCCUGAGAGCCAACCAGACGUUGUCCAGCUUUCUCCUGACCAAUACCAGCCUGUCACCCACAGCUGUGGACCAGCUGAUGAACGCUCGGCUGAAUUUUCAGGCCACGUUGACAUUAGCUCAGGUGCAACCAAAGGACUUGGUGUGCAAUCUAAGCACACUGGAACAGCUGUUGACUGUUGAUGGAGGAGCAGCCAACAUGACAGAGCUUCAGACUCAGUUGUGUGACCAGCCAGCCAACGUCCUGCAGGAAGCUGAGCGCCUUUUCCUCACCCAGCUUGACUUGACCAAGUUCUUCACAGCAGACUUGCUAAGGGUCAGUGCUGGAGACCUCAUGCUCAUCAAUCAGGCUGUCGCUUCAGUUUCAGAGGAACUGGCUGAACUCAUGAAUGAUCUAUCCUCCCUCUCUAGUUUUGCAGAAAUGAGCGAUGCGCUUGAGCUUCUGUCACCCGAAAACCGCAGAGCUAAACCCAGAGAAAGUUUUAGAGCUUUUUCGAAGAUCAUUUGUGGCCAUCCAAAGAUUGGUGGCGAACGUAUUCCAUCACUUAAUUGGUAUGAAAACAAUGAUAUCAAGUCUUUCUUGGGUAACAAUGGCACAGAGGACCUGAAUCUGGACAGCAACAAUAACACAACUCCGUUUUGUAGAAAUUUGAUCCAAGGUCUGGAGUCCAACCCCCUGUCCCGCAUUGUGUGGCGAGGAAUCAAACCUCUGUUUAUCGGAAAAGUGUUGUACACACCAGACAAUCCUGCUGUGCAGAAAAUCAUGAAAGAGGUAAACAAGACUUUUGAAGACAUGCAGAUUCUCCAGGAUCUCAGUGAUGCCUGGGAGGAGGUGGGACCACAAAUCAAGAACUACAUGGAGAACAGUGCAGAGAUUCAGCUGCUGCAGAAUUUGCUGAAGCGUCCAGAGAUUGCAGUACUGAUCAAUAUGCGCUUGGAAGGCACGCCUUACACAGCCUCCCAGAUCGCUCGUUUCCUGUCUACACCCCCACCAGACACCCCAAGAAAGCAAGGGGCAUCAACUACGUGGUUGGACCUCUACCAUGAUGUCGGAAACACCAUCACCACUCUCGCACAAGUCAUUGAGUGUUUCACCUUGGACAAACUGGAGGGGUAUGAAACAGAGGGCCAGCUGAUUGAAAGAGCUAUGGAGCUGCUGGAGGACAGGCAUUUCUGGGCAGGUGUGGUUUUCAUGCUCCCAAACACUUCCUCAACGGAGCUACCACCACAUGUCACAUACAAGAUUCGAAUGGAUAUUGAUGAUGUGACCCGGACCAAUAAGAUCAAGGAUAGGUUUUGGGAUCCUGGACCAUCUGCCGACCCAUUUAGUGAUAUGCGCUACAUUUGGGGUGGGUUUGUCUACAUCCAAGACUUGGUGGAGAGAGCAGUUAACACCAUACUAACUGGAGUAAAACAGAACAUUGGAAUAUACAUCCAGCAGAUGCCUUACCCCUGCUAUGUGGAUGAUGUCUUUCUUCGAGUGCUAAAUCGCUCCUUGCCUCUUUUCAUGACCCUUGCAUGGAUCUACUCAGUGGCUAUGAUCAUCAAAGGUGUGGUGUACGAGAAGGAGGCAAGGCUAAAGGAAACCAUGAGGAUUAUGGGUCUGGGUACAGGGACGCUGUGGUUCAGUUGGUUCAUCAGCAGCUUAAUUCCUUUCUUAAUUUCUGCAGCACUUCUUAUUGCUCUGCUCAAGUGGGGUGACAUAUUACCAUACAGCGACCCAGCUGUUGUGUUCUUUUUCCUCAUGGCAUUUGCCACUGCAACCAUCAUGCAGUGUUUCCUCAUCAGCACGUUCUUCUCCAAGGCCAACCUGGCAUCUGCCUGUGGAGGGCUCAUCUACUUCAGCUUCUACCUGCCUUAUGUCCUGUGCGUUGCCUGGAGAGACCACCUCAAUUCUACACACCGAAUUUUAGCUAGUUUUUUGUCGCCUGUGGCCUUUGGCUUUGGUUGCGAUUAUUUCUCUCAGUAUGAAGAGCAAGGUGUGGGUAUCCAGUGGUACAACCUCCGGGGCAGCCCAGUAGAAGGAGACACGUACAACUUCACUACCUCCAUAACUAUGCUUUAUGUAGAUGCUGCUAUCUACGCCAUCGCAGCAUGGUACAUCGAAGCUGUUUUUCCUGGUGAUUAUGGGAUCCCCAGGCCCUGGUACUUUGUUUUUCAGAUGAACUACUGGGGUGGAGUUCCUCUUGAAGUAGGAAUGCCGAUCCCACCAGCACCGGCAGACCAGGAUGAAAGUAACAUCGAGUCAGAACCCUGUCACAUGACACUUGGCGUGAACAUCAGAAACCUGGUAAAGAUCUACAAGAAGGGAGGAAAGCUUGCCAUUGACCAUCUCAACCUGAAGUUCUACGAGGGGCAGAUCACCUCUUUUCUUGGCCACAAUGGAGCCGGAAAAACCACCACCAUUUCUGUUCUCACUGGAUUGUUUCCGCCCACCUCUGGGACUGUGUACGUCAAGGGGAUGGACAUUCGCUAUGACAUGGACAUCAUUAGGAGGACUCUGGGAGUUUGUCCGCAGCACAAUGUCCUGUUUGACAUAUUAACUGUAGAGGAGCACGUGUGGUUUUACGGAUGUUUAAAGGGUUUGUCUGAAGAAAAGGUGAUGGCUGAACUGGACACUUUGCUGGAGGAUGUUGGCCUAUUGCACAAACGCCACGAACAAACCAAAAACCUGUCUGGCGGCAUGCAGAGGAAGCUGUCUGUGGCCAUAGCUUUUGUUGGUGGCUCAAAGGUGGUCGUACUAGAUGAGCCCACAGCUGGUGUCGACCCUUACUCCCGCAGAGGGAUUUGGGAUCUGCUGCUGAAAUACCGGAAAGACCGUACUAUCAUCCUGUCUACUCACUACAUGGAUGAAGCAGAGCUGCUUGGUGACAGGAUCGCAAUCAUCUCUAAGGGUAAACUCUGCUGCUAUGGAUCACCACUCUUCCUGAAAUCUCGGCUGGGAUCUGGCUAUUACCUGACUGUGGUGAAGAAGGAAGAAAUGACCACCAGUACUCCCAGUGAUUCUAGUAUCUGCACCAGCACCAGUACCAACAAGCUGCCUGCACUUGCAAAAGACAGUGAGUCGUCCCUGAGUGACGACACUGGGCUUGGAAGUGAAGAGACCAACUUGUGUCUGGCAGCUUUGCUCUCUCUGGUGCAGCAGUACAUCCCUUCUGCGAGCCUUGUGGAGGAGUCUAAACGAGAGGCGGUAAUCAACCUGCCGCAGUCAGCCACGAAAGACAGCAGCCUGGCCAUCUUCCUGUCUAAACUAGAUGAAAGGCUUCCUGAGCUGGGCAUCAGCAGCUAUGGCCUGUCAGACAGCACACUGGAGGAGAUCUUUCUACGAGUGGCGGAGGAAACUGGCGUGGAUGCUGAUCCAGAGCAGCAGGAAGAGUCUCCACCCAACCAGCAGCCAUCAGAGCAGAAAGCUAGGGGGCAGCCCGCUGAAGAACCAUUCGCAGGAAGGAAACGCCUUCGUAAACGAGAACCUCAUGAGACAGACCUACUGAGUGAAAAUAGCCAAGGUGGAGUGCCUAUGACAGGCUGGUGGCUGACCCUGCAGCAGCUGAGAGCUCUCUUCACCAAACGCUGGCUUUAUGCUCGGCGGAGCCGCAGGGGAUUGAUCGCUCAGAUUGUUCUACCGGCUAUGUUUGUGCUGAUCGCGCUGCUCUUCAGCCUCAUUGCUCCUCCUUUUGGGAAGUACCCCGCCCUUCAGCUGCAGCCCUGGAUGUACGGUCAACAGUACACCUUCUUCAGUAAUGAUGACCCUGGAAACCGAGCUAUGGAGAACCUGCUGGAAGCUCUGCUUGACCAGCCUGGUUUUGGUACUAAGUGCAUGGAAAAAGAAGAAGAGGAUAACAGCACCCUUCAGUGUAAAAUGGAGCGGGGCACUCAGUUCAUGAGGCCACAGAUAUCUUACUCCACCUGGCAGAUGUUCAGCAGAGGAAACUGGAGCAGACAGAGGCCCUCACCUGAAUGUCAGUGCAGUACUGACGACAUCCGCAGGAUGCUCCCCGAGUGCCCGGAAGGCGCCGGUGGGCUUCCACCUCCACAGAUUAAGAGGCUGACUGGAGACGUCCUUCAGAAUCUAACAAGUUAUAAUAUCUCUGAUUAUCUGGUGAAGACCUACUCCCAAAUUCUCAAGAAAAGCCUAAAAACAAAGAAGUGGGUGAAUGAAUUCAGAUAUGGAGGCUUCUCUUUGGGGGGUAAAGCCACCCAGAAUGUUUAUGAGGUCCAGCAUCUAGAAGAUUCAGUCAUGGCAAUCAAAUCUCGUUACCACGUUCAACAGAACAGUUCUCUGAAUCAACUACUGAACAAACUGCCAGAUUUUCUGGGAGGAAUGCACAGUCAAAACAAUGUCAAGGUGUGGUACAACAACAAGGGCUGGCACGCCAUGGUGUCCUUUGUCAACGUGAUGAACAACGGCCUGCUGAGAGCGAGCUUGCCACCAGGUCCGGAGAGGAGCAAACAUGGCAUCACUGCCUACAACCACCCUCUCAAUCUCACCAAGGAGCAACUCACAGAAAUGGCCAUGAUGACCACAUCAGUGGAUGUUCUGGUGUCCAUCUGUGUGAUCUUUGCCAUGUCCUUUGUUCCGGCAAGUUUCACUCUUUUUCUGAUUGAGGAGCGAGUCAGCAAUGCCAAACAUCUGCAGUUUGUCAGCGGGGUCAAACCGAUUAUCUACUGGUUGGCCAACUUUUCCUGGGACAUGUUGAACUACGCCGUCCCAGCAACCAUGGUGGUGCUGAUUUUCAUCGGCUUCCAGCAAAAGUCCUAUGUCUCAGAGACCAACCUGCCCGCUCUCAUCCUGCUCCUCCUGCUCUAUGGGUGGUCCAUAACUCCACUGAUGUACCCAGCAUCUUUUUUUUUCACCGUCCCGAGCACAGCUUAUGUUGUGCUCACCUCCGUCAACCUUUUUAUCGGUAUCAACGGCAGCAUCGCCACCUUCGUCCUGGAGCUUUUUGUUGAUGAGCAUCUGAACUAUGUCAACAGGAUCUUAAAGAAGGUGUUUUUAAUUUUCCCUCACUUCUGCCUGGGACGUGGGCUCAUCGACAUGGCUAAAAACCAGGCCAUAUCCGAUGCCUUCCAGAGGCUGGGCGCCAAACAGACUCCAGACCCUCUUCAAUGGGACUUUGUGGGAAAAAACCUAUUUGCAAUGGCAGUAGAGGGUGUUGUCUUCCUAAUUUUCACCAUACUCCUGCAGUACAAGUUCUUCUUUUAUUUCAGACCAUGGUGGACCAAGCCUCAGCUGCCUCCUCUUGGUCCAGAAGAUGAGGAUGUUGCCAGGGAGCGCGAGAGAGUCAAAAGUUGCAGGGCGCAGUCAGACAUCCUCACCAUGAUAGACCUGAGCAAGGUUUAUAAAGCAGGCAAAAAGCCUGCAGUGGAUCGUCUUUGCCUGGGGAUUCCCCGUGGGGAGUGUUUUGGCCUGCUUGGAGUGAACGGAGCUGGGAAGACGUCCACGUUUCGAAUGCUGACUGGAGAUACACCAAUCACACAUGGCGAGGCUUUCCUCAACCAUCACAGGUGCACCUCCGCUGCACUGAUACAGGCCUCAAACAUCAAACUUGUACUAAAUCCGACCUGUGUGUUGGUUCUCAGUGUGGUGACAGAGAUGGAGCGAGUCCACCAGCUGAUGGGUUACUGUCCACAGUUUGAUGCCAUCAGCGACCUGCUGACCGGGCGGGAACAUCUGGAGCUGUACGCCCGACUGCGCGGCAUCCCGGAGGAGUCUGUCAGCAAGGUGGCACACUGGGGUAUAAAGAAGCUUGGAUUGAGUCAGUAUGGAGAGCAGGAAGCUGGAGGCUACAGCGGAGGCAACAAGAGGAAACUCUCCACUGCCAUCUCCCUCAUUGGAGCUCCGCCUGUUAUUUUUCUGGAUGAGCCCACCACUGGGAUGGACCCAAAAGCCAAAAGAUUUUUGUGGAACUGCAUCCUCAGCGUCACCAAAGAAGGCAGAGCUGUGGUCCUCACCUCCCAUAGUAUGGAGGAGUGUGAGGCCCUGUGCAGCAGGAUGGCCAUCAUGGUCAAUGGCAGGUUUCAGUGUCUGGGGUCUGUACAACACCUUAAGAACAGGUUUGGUAACGGAUACACCAUCAUCGUCCGUUUGGCCGACCCCAGCUCUGAACCUGACUCGUGUCCCGUCAGCGACUACAUGAGGAAAUGUUUUCCCAGCAUCGAGCUGAAGGAGCAGCACCAGAACGUUCUGCAGUACCAGCUGCCUUCCUACGCCUGCUGCCUGGCAUAUGUUUUUGAUGUGCUGUCCAACAAUUACGAGGACCUGGGUAUCAUGGACUUCUCCGUCUCCCAGACCACGCUGGACCAGGUGUUCGUCAGCUUUGCAAAGGAGCAGACUGACGACAACUGCCUCACAGAUGUUAUCAUCAGCAACGGGGCAUUGCAGAUAAACCCGCCCGCCAUCCAGCCCCAGCCCCCCAUCACCCCUCCACACCUGAGGAAGUCUCCGCAGCGUCCGGAAAAGUCCCCCGACAGCAAAACGAAGGAAGGUAAACCAAAAAAGGCCAAAGCCAGCAAGCCCAAGUCCAACGCUGAGAAGAGCAGCAGCGUGGCCAUGAGCAGAAUACCGCAGCCGGACGAGAGGGCUCAGGAGAUGAGCAGCAGCGGGUCGACCAGCAGCAACGGUUGUCCUAACGGGGAGUCCAGUAAACCCCACGGGUCCAAACACAGGCUGCCCAGCUGCAGCAAAGAUCCGUCCGAGCUCUUUAUAGUCGGCAGCAACUUACAGGACAGCUCACUGUGA
Molecule: messenger RNA, 7182 nt
Organism: Menidia menidia (Atlantic silverside)
Lineage: Eukaryota; Metazoa; Chordata; Actinopteri; Atheriniformes; Atherinopsidae
Source: the annotation of a GenBank genome assembly